GCCUCACCAGACAACACACUACUAGACGAGACAGCUCUUCGCCGGCCGCUCCUCAGUCCCCACGCUUACCUCGCCUCCACUCCGCACCCCGAACGCUUCUCGUGUCCUCCGUCUCCUCCGAUGGCGACGCUGCAGCUCAACCACAUCGCGCGCGAGACCUCCGACGUGGCCCGCCUCGCCGCCUUCUACGAGGCCGUGCUGGGGUUCGAGCGCGUCCCUUCGCCCACGUACUCGGGUUUCCAGGUAGCCUGGCUCCGCCUCCCGGGCACCCCCGGCGUCGCGCUCCACCUCAUCGAGCGGGACCCCGCCGCGGCCCCCGAGGCGGUGGGCCCAGGCGCCUCGGGCGCGCCGCCCGCGCAGCUUCCCCGGCGCCACCACCUCGCCUUCUCCGUCGCCGACUACGACGGGUUCGUCACGGGCCUCAAGGCGCGCGGAACUGAGGUGUUCGAGAAGACGCAGCCAGACGGGCGCACGCGCCAGGUCUUCUUCUUCGAUCCCGACGGCAAUGGCCUAGAAGUUACAAGCUCGAGCACACAGGAUAAAUAAAUCGAAGAGUAUGAUUUGCGUCCUACUUCUGCUUUAGCUUGCAAUGCCCUUGAGAUGGUGGGACACCGGAGACUGAAAACAAUGGAAAUCGCUGAAUCAAGCUUCCUUCCCAUAAAUAAAUAAAUACGAAGCUUAACAAAGCUCCCGAUACCUAAUUCCCUAUGUUGUAAUAUGGCUCUAUAUGCGACCCGGAUUGUACUUUGUGACAGAUGAAAUUUCAAUGCUUUGCUUCUUUCA
Messenger RNA from Phragmites australis (common reed), 783 nucleotides. Its product is annotated as glyoxylase I 4. The record is from RefSeq and is a predicted model, not a curated record. The coding region runs from base 121 to 546 and encodes 141 amino acids. Lineage: Eukaryota; Viridiplantae; Streptophyta; Magnoliopsida; Poales; Poaceae. The transcript has 3 exons.